AUUUUGAUACCCUUUCUAUUAUUUACCUUUACUUUGAGUUUUUCAUUUAUCCUUACCACAUAUCUAUUAUAUAAAUAAAGGCUCAUAAAGAAUCAAAAGGAUGUACCUCAUAUGUAAACUACUUUAUAUAGCUUUAUUUGCACUGGUUUCUGCGGCGCCGCCCUAUUUGCCAUUGUAUUAUCAUGAUAUUCUCAAUUUGUCUUCAGAUCAGAUAGGCUUUGUGCUUGCCAUCGCACCAUUUAUACAAUCCAUUUCAUGUCCCAUAUGGACUUACUUAGUUGAUAAAAAACCUGCUCUUCAUGGAACCAUUAUGGCUAUCACUGGAUUUUUGGGAGCUUCUGCAAUCAUGAUGAUUAUGCUUAUUGGACGUUACGUCACAUCUGAAGAAGUGAUCCCCACCUUCAUCAGUUGGGGAACUGAAGGAAAUAACAUGAAGCUUUCACAAUUGUCCUCGACCAGUUUGCUAACGGUUACUGCGACUUUAGCUCUUGCUUUUGCAUUUUUUGCACUACCUAAUAUGUCGUUGGUAGAUAGCGCAGUAAUGAAGAUAUUGGGACCUAAUAAACUGCUCUACGGUGAACAGCGUUUGUGGGGUUCCGUUUCAGCAGGAGCGACAAUUUUACUCGUUGGACAACUACUAUCUGUUACAAAUAGCUUCGAUGUUCUUUUAUAUGUUACUGGUGCUGCUGCAUUGCUUUUUAUGCUUUUCUCUUUCAUGGCUAGAGUUAACAACGAGGAUCCUCAAUGUACAUGUGUACCGGAGGCAUUACUAGAAAGUGCUGCUGUUACUAGUCUUACUCCACCUGUAGAGUCAUUAGAUAAUCAUCAGCACCAAGCCUCAAUAACAGGACAAAAUCUUAAGCCAGUCAUUACAGAUUCCUCAGAGAAACUACUUAACAACUACAAUAACUCCGCUGAGCAUCACCAUAAUUAUAGUCAUUACGGCAGCAUUUUCAAAGCAACUAGCAUUACUUCUGUUCAAACCAUUCGUGAAGAAGCAGAUGAAACAUUACAAGCAUUGGGUCAUUCUGACCUCGGCUUAGCAAUAUCACGAAUUGCUUCAGUUGAUCCUUCUGUUUCAGCAGGUCUUGUUGAUCUCACAGCGGAAGGUAUUCCAGCCGUUGAAAACGUCCUCAAAUCCGUGCGUGUCAUUACAUUUUUGGCAACAACUUUAUUUUUCGGUUUGGUUUUAUCUGUCAUUGUCAACUUUCUUUUCCUAUUUUUGAGUCGUGAUCUACAUAUGCCAGCAAGUUGGAUAGGUUGGACAGGGCCUACUUCAGGUGUCACAGAAUUACUAUGUUUCUGCUUUUCAAAACAGUUGACAGAAAAGUUCGGUGUGACCAACAUGAUGCUGAUAGCACAUAUUGCAACAAUCUUACGUUGUUUAAUGUACACCAUUCUUCAACCUGACUCACUCAUCACAAAUAUCACUGCUUUAUUAUUGCAAACAUUACAUGGCGUAGGCUUUGGUAUCUUCUGGGCAACUUCAGUUAGUGAAAUUGAUGGUUUUUUCCCUCCUGAACAGAGAUCUGUGGCACAAGGGAUUUUGGGUGCAUUACAUUUUGGAGUUGGCGCAGGGAUGGGUGCAUUUGUGGGUGGCUACCUUUAUGAAUACUAUGGUGCUGUCUGUAUGUUCCGUAUAGUUGCCUUGAUUGCUGCCAGUAAUAUGGCCAUAUUUUAUCUAGGGCGGCUGCAUAGAUUUAAAUAAGCACAAUAGACACACAUUUUAUCCAUAAAAUUGUAUUAAAUUUACCUGGCAUUCAACAAGUUGCAUUGCGCUUCCACUGAUGAAGAUGAGUUAAAGCUGUUUCCCAAACAAAGGAGUAUCAAAAUCUGCCACGCAUACUUGCGAGACGCUCGUAUUGCAAACUUCAUAAGAAACCUAUUCUAAUGUUGCUUUUUGAUCAAUGGCAUCCACGGUGGCUCAAAAAUGCGUGACAUGUGUAUUGUUUUCCCAAUUGGUUCUGCUUUAUCAGUCCCAUGUGAAUAUAUAUAAUCUCUCUCUCUGUAUCUUUUUCUCUCAAUAUUUAUCGUUAGUUUCGCUCGUAAACUUACGGGAAUUGUAAGAUCCCUUAAAAGACAAAUACAGGUUGUGGUUGAUGGCAAAAAAAUAAAAAAAAAAUAAAAUAAUAAUAAUAAAAAAAAU
This is a messenger RNA of Mycotypha africana, 2146 nucleotides long. Its product is annotated as major facilitator superfamily domain-containing protein. Bases 101 to 1708 code for a protein of 535 amino acids. Lineage: Eukaryota; Fungi; Mucoromycota; Mucoromycetes; Mucorales; Mycotyphaceae. Gene Ontology annotation, cellular component: membrane. The record is from RefSeq and is a predicted model, not a curated record. The transcript is spliced from 3 exons. Gene Ontology annotation, molecular function: transmembrane transporter activity.